Lineus longissimus is the source of this 4710-nucleotide messenger RNA. RefSeq lists its product as uncharacterized. Lineage: Eukaryota; Metazoa; Nemertea; Pilidiophora; Heteronemertea; Lineidae. The transcript is spliced from 5 exons. The record is from RefSeq and is a predicted model, not a curated record. Bases 1233 to 2189 code for a protein of 318 amino acids. Gene Ontology annotation, cellular component: membrane.
AUGGCCAGUGAGUGGUUUGAUGUCGUCGUCACACGCUUCGAAUAUAUGAUGGCUUCUUUGCGAAUGUUGCUGACCCUGCUUUGACCGGGCGGAUUCGAAAAUUUGGAAAUUUUGAUCCAGUGAGCCAAUAGGACGGAACACAUCCAACUUAAGAUUUGUCUUCUUGCUGCUGGUACCAUGCAUCCCGUUUGAUGGAUUAUAAUGAAAGGAAUCCUUUUUAAAUGGAAUAGUUAAUGGACGAUUGAAAAACAGUAAAUGAAACGGGAAAUGUUUGUUUGAGCAGCGGGUCUUCUCUUGCUUAAUACCAACAACCCGCUGCUUCCAAUACAAAUAUCUGUACCUGGACGAUAGAGAAGGAAUAGCUAGUUAUCACUGCUGUAAUUGGCAAAUGAAACAAAAUAAUAACAAACCAGCACGGAGCUAUGUUUCAACAAGUUCAAUGAGUUUGGCUGAUUGGAGCAGUGAUUGACGAACUGAUUUCGUGAUAGGCAGCUCGCGAACUGCCGCCCGCGCAUUGAUCGCGAUAGCCUUUAGCUCGUUGCCUUGUGGCGGAGAAACCAAGCAGGAGAAACGUGCAACCACGUCACAGUCUGGGCGCCUGAUCACCGUAUCUCGCUAUCGUCUGCAGCGUCGUCUGCUCAGAGAAAGAUGUGCUUCAACAACAGGGGAAGCGUUCCAAGCUUAGAUAGUACGUAAAGGAAUGCAUCUGACUUUUUAAUAAAGGAUAACUGUAUUGCUUUUUAGAGGAUAAUUCAACAUACGAUCUAGCUUUAACGAUUGCUGCGGACGAAAUACAUUGAGUAGGCAGGACGUGUUAUCUCCUUUAUCGUUAGUGGAUUAUCGAGAAUUAACUAAAUAUUCACAGGCCGGCGAACUUUGUAACCGAACUGACUUAUGACCGCUGGGUGAACGUCCUCGAGGUGGCGACGUACGUUAGGAAAGAUUAGCUUCUAGGACAAGACAUACAUGCAGGACCUCCACACAUUGCUCCAGUUUUCGUUCCAAGAAUAUCUAUUACAGUUUGUAAAAGUUUCAAUUUUUCCCAAACUGGUGUGGAUUGGGCCAGUCGACAGGUGCUAGAUGAACCGGCAUUUCAUGAUUUGAGUGCUUAACAGGACUUAGUUUUUCGUUUUGUGUCAAAUCAACUUAGAAAGACUAAGUGCUCCAACGGAUGCGGUAAUAAUUGCUGAAGAUGAGUGGUGAAAGACAGGAGCCCCAAGUCCUAGUGCACAAUGAUUGAUAGAAUAUGCCAAUAUAGCGUGAUUAUCCUCGUAGGAAAUCUUGUUGUCCUCCAAAUCGUCGCGAUAGCUACAGACUACUGGGAAUACAGGAGUUUCAACAUUCAAGAAAUCCUCCCAAAGUUGAAAAAGUCAAACCUGACGAAAAUCCACGAUCCAAUUGACACGAGUUCGUACAUUAGUAUCUAUUACCUUCACGAUGAUCACGCGAAAGUUGCAAAUGUUGGCAAGUACAUUGGGAAUAACAGUGACUAUCAGCCGCCGGCUUAUAUUAGGAGGUUCUUCCAGCCUCGAAUAGUGACUACUAAUACCAGUACGGAGGUACGCUUGAAGGAAGUCAUCGAUUUAGUGGUUUUAUUUGAGCAAUAUGGGAAUCUUUUCAGAGACUGUGAUAACUUGGAAGCUGGAGUCCGCCGGCGACUGGGUAUUGCUGAUAUGCGACACGCACGGUGCCAUCACUUUAUUGCAAACAGUAGGAACGGCGAUUACGUAGCAACUGAACUGCCCGUCAUAAUCCAUUUGGAGCGCACCGCGUUUGCCUUAUCCGUGCUUAGUAUUUGUUCCAUCGUGUCUAGCCUUAUAGCGGGGAUGUACGGCUCUGUGGGCAAGGACAAGCGAGCCAUGAUAGGGGCAUCUUCCACUGCCCUCGCCUCAGGUAUUUCACUCACAACAUCUAUUGCUCUAUUCCAUGUAAAGUGCCACCUAUUGAAGAGACGGGAAUUCAUGGAGGGGAAAACAGUGCCCUUCAAGCGGAUAAUAGACGGUGCUAGAGUCUACAGUUACGGAUGGUCUUUCGUGCUGGCAUGGAUUUGUGUGGUGUUAUGCUUCGUGAGUGCGUGGACUUGGCUUCAUAAGGCUCAAGACAUCAACAUUAAGUACCGUCCGAGUAAGAUGCAUGCGAGGACGUAUUAUGCCUACCAGGGUGAAACUGAGAUUCCAGAUUAUGUAUGAGAGUGGUUGAGGCGGCAUGGGUUUCAGGAAUAAAUUACUAGUAUCUCGAAGAAGCAGUUCAGAUGAAGAAUUUCGGAAUAAGAGUUGGUUUUAUAAGGAUGGAGCUGGUUGAAUAAGGCCAGGUCUGUCUACUAUCAACCCAUCUGACUGGUGCUUUAGAAACUUAUGUUUUAAAUGGAAACUAUUUCGAGGGUCAAAGAUGUUUAAAUCUGCCAAGUAUUAUUUUGUGCCAAUUCCUGAAAUUUGAAGAUUGAAAAAACGUCUUGCUACAUAUUCUCAUUUUAAACACUGCACCCAUCUUAUUCCCAAUGCCUUGCGUUGAGGCAAAUUGAUUUUAGUUGUGGUGAAUGACCUUGGCCUUACGAUGUAACCUUGACCCUUUGGGUUUAGACAGAGGACAUGUGGCCCAAAGAGGACGGCAUAUGAUCUCCUCCAAGAUAUUUCCAAUUUUCUGCUUGCUUGCUUGACGUAUCGUUAUAAAUUAAUAAGCUGUAAAUGUUAUGUCAAAUAUGCAACUGAAUUGUGAUACAUUAACGAGGUUAAGCCUAUCUUAGGCCUACUGUUGCGGCAAAUUCGCCCAGUGAAAUCACGUCUGUCCCCGUCAGGUUGGAAAGUAAUGCUGAUGAACGUACUUGUAGGGUUCUUUUUGAGUAACAUAUGCCCAAUAUAGACGGAACUGCUGACAAAGGUGUGCAGGCGUGUAAUUUUUAGAUUGGUACCCGAUCGUCCGACAGUUAAUAGGAUGUCUCAGUCUCGGGAUUGUCCACUUCCAUAAAGGUCAAGGUCACAGAGCCGCGCGUUGAUUUGUGGAGAAAAUGAAGUGACGUUGAUAUGACUCGCUUGACCACUAAAGUGGCGCAUCGCCGAUCAUAAGUACAUGUAUAUCUUUCGGGCAAUCUGGGAACCAAUCUACAGUACCUUCAUUUGAGAUAUCUGCGCCAGCUUAUUGGCAAAACUGUGACGCAUAACAUUUAUGCGUGUGUGUAAUUAAGUAUUUUUCUUGCUCACGGCUGUAAAUAUUAUGUACAUAAGAUUUUUCUAUGAUAGUUGUAUAGGAAUUGAUCUCCAACACGUUUCAUCUCAAAGGUUUGUUUUUAUCUUUGAAAUUUGUUUCAUCUCGAAUUUUCUUGUGAACUGCCAGCAGGUGUUUCGGUGUGGAAAUCUUUUUCAAAAAUAUUGCUUUUUGCUAUAGUGUCACUUUAUGUAUGCUCGAGUAAACACUCAGUCUGAAACGGAAAUACUCAAAAACAGUAAAAUCUUUAGUGUUUGCCCUCAUUGUUUGGCAACGCUGAAAGCUCUGUCGUCACGUUUUUCUCUGUUAACAAGGUGGGUAAAGGUAUUGGUUUACCUUUGCAACACAAUAGAAACAAGGCUCUCCAAUUUCUGUGUUGGAUGGGUACACUCGGAUGAAAAUAAUAAAUGCGGGCCUUACGCCCCUCGAAAUCAUCUAAUCUUUUGUCUGUGUCUUUUAUGUCGUCAUUUCCUCUCCAUGUAAGCACGUAUAUUUUAGGCAAACCGAUACCUUUACCCACCGUGGUAUACCCCUUAUUGAAAAGCCGGCUGUGGUCUCUCUAGCUGCCUAUUGUAUAGAACAUUAAAAUAUGGGGAACAGCCACAGAUAUUACACCGGCAAUCGGUCUUACUACUUUUCCUUAACGUUUAACCCAUUGUCUUACUGAAUUACGCACUUUUGGUGUUACCUUUGCAUUUAUUCCUUUAUUAUGAUCGUAAUGCAUUGCUGAAGGAGCUCUUCGCAAAGCAACUAUUGUACAGAAGUAUAUAUUGUAUGUCCUGGUCAUGCUUCAUUCACUUGUAAAUGCGUUAUCCAGCACACAACUAUUUCCUCUCAUUUUUCCGUUUUUUUUCUUAAUUCUAAUCAUGUGGUAUUUUCUUAAACAGUAAAAUCUUCAAUAAAGCGUGCACAUUGAAUUAUACUUCAUCUUCGUGUGUACACAGUUUUUUAAGUUCACCUUACAAGCCAGUUUGUCCACAUGUACAAGUGAACUGGACGGGAUAGGUAUGGUAUUCUUAACUUAGCCCAAUAGCAUUCCGCGACGUUACUAUUUAUAGCUCACAAGGUCAUUUGAAUAAGAUAUUCAUGACGUUUUAGUCACGUGACAGUCGGACAUCAACACUUAUUUCUACGCAUUUGAGCUUAUUUCAAAGUCAAUUAUCUUUGACCCUGCAUUGUUUUUAGCAUGAAUGAUACCAUAGAGUCAGAGAGAGAAAUAUUCAGAACAAUUAUGUAGUAUUUCCAACACUCGGACAUGUGCCAGAUUGAAUCUAACUGCCCUAGUUAGAAAGCCUGAAUCCAUUACGAAACCGCAUGUUUGUCCGACAUUGCCUGCAAUUCAGCGAUGGGGAAAUAGAGGGCAGCAGCUGCAGUGACGUCAUCUUCGCGGAAUGCUAUUGACAGCUUCUGCUCCAGCUGAUGUGUUUGUCAUUCGGCGACGUGCACCUCCAAACACUUUUCCAUUUCACAAGAUGUUAUGAAUUGUUAAUUACUUGAAAUAAAGAUAAU